Ceratotherium simum simum (southern white rhinoceros) is the source of this 1471-nucleotide messenger RNA. It is a transcript of the gene CACNG5, whose product is annotated as calcium voltage-gated channel auxiliary subunit gamma 5. Gene Ontology annotation, cellular component: AMPA glutamate receptor complex; postsynaptic density membrane. Gene Ontology annotation, molecular function: channel regulator activity; voltage-gated calcium channel activity. NCBI's taxonomy places the organism in Eukaryota, Metazoa, Chordata, Mammalia, Perissodactyla, Rhinocerotidae. Gene Ontology annotation, biological process: postsynaptic neurotransmitter receptor diffusion trapping; regulation of AMPA receptor activity; transmission of nerve impulse. The record is from RefSeq and is a predicted model, not a curated record.
GGCUGCUACUGGCUGCUCACUCUCUCUCCUGCCCCCAGAGCCCACUGCCUGCUGGUGGGACGGCGCUGCUGGCCGCCCACUGACAUCUAGGAAGAUGAGUACCUGCGGGAGGAAGGCCCUGACCCUGCUAAGCAGCGUCUUUGCCGUCUGCGGCCUGGGCCUCCUGGGUAUCGCUGUCAGCACCGACUACUGGCUGUACCUGGAGGAGGGCGUGGUCCUGCCCCAGAACCAGAGCAUGGAGAUCAAGAUGUCCCUGCACUCGGGCCUGUGGCGUGUCUGCUUUCUCGCAGGUGAGGAGCGAGGACGCUGCUUCACCAUCGAAUACGUGAUGCCUAUGAACAGCCAGCUGACGUCCGAGUCCACAGUCAACGUUCUAAAAAUGAUUCGCUCGGCCACCCCGUUCCCUCUGGUCAGCCUCUUCUUCAUGUUCAUUGGGUUUAUCCUGAGCAACAUCGGACACAUCCGUCCCCACAGGACGAUCCUGGCCUUUGUCUCUGGCAUCUUUUUCAUCCUCUCAGGCCUCUCUCUCGUGGUGGGCCUGGUGCUCUACAUCUCCAGCAUCAACGACGAGAUGCUCAACAGGACCAAGGACGCAGAGACCUAUUUCAACUACAAGUACGGGUGGUCGUUUGCCUUCGCAGCCAUCUCUUUCCUUUUAACAGAGAGUGCUGGGGUGAUGUCCGUGUACCUGUUCAUGAAGAGGUACACAGCCGAGGACAUGUACAGGCCUCACCCCGGCUUCUACCGCCCACGGCUGAGCAACUGCUCCGAUUACUCAGGCCAGUUCCUGCACCCGGACGCCUGGGUCCGGGGCCGCAGCCCCUCCGACAUCUCCAGUGACGCCUCCCUGCAGAUGAACAGCAACUACCCAGCCUUGCUCAAGUGCCCCGACUAUGACCAGAUGUCGUCUUCCCCCUGCUGAGCCUCGCCGCCUCCCUCCCCGGACUCUGGACAGUGGACAGCCCUUCCCGUGCUCCCCUGCUGGCCUGUGAGCCCCAGGCCCUUGGUGAACAGGCCCAGGAUGCCCCCAUGCUUUGCUGUUGUCACUUGACCCAUGUCCCCUCCAUGCUUCCCCAGCUUAGCUCUAACUGCCCCAGGGUGGGUGGGAGCCCACGGAAAAGCUGAUUGGCUAAGAGCCUGGGCGUAGCCCCACUUCUUGAGUGCCAGUCUCUCCGGCAGCUCUCCCCUUUCCUGGGAGAGGUGUUCCAGCUCCUGUUUGUCCCUGCACACCCAACCUCAUGGCCCCAGGCCAAGGCCAGCUCUGAGAUGCCAAAUUCCUUACACAGACCCAGCUGGACUUGUGUGCUGGUCAACUGUCCUGGCCCUCGCAUUCAUGAUCUGGGCCAACGGGCCAAAAGGUGACUCCAAUACGGAGGUCUGGCUGGUUCAGAAUCGUCCAGGCAGCAUUCCUUGUGAAAUCCUUUAUCUUUUUUUGUCACCCACAUCCCUCUGUACAAUAUGCCUGUCCAUG